This is a messenger RNA of Limanda limanda (common dab), 2009 nucleotides long. RefSeq names its product cathepsin S-like. Lineage: Eukaryota; Metazoa; Chordata; Actinopteri; Pleuronectiformes; Pleuronectidae. Bases 242 to 1258 code for a protein of 338 amino acids. Gene Ontology annotation, cellular component: lysosome. Gene Ontology annotation, biological process: immune response. The record is from RefSeq and is a predicted model, not a curated record. Gene Ontology annotation, molecular function: cysteine-type endopeptidase activity. The transcript has 8 exons.
GGUGUUUCUAUGUUUCGAGUCUUUCAGGAAUCAGGUGAACAGAUGUCUGUGUUUAUUCCUCUCGGUUGAACUUCAGGUGAAUCUGCGACAGACACGAGAAGCUGUGCUGUGUUUGAAAAGAGGAGGAAGAGGAGGAAGAGGAGGAAAAGGAGGAAGAGGAAGAAGAGGAAGAAGAAAUCAGACCAUGUGACCCGUUGUUCUCCUUUAUGAGAGAGCUGGAGAAUCUUUCCGCUCAGUGACGAUGAAGACUCAGAACAAACAAGAGCUGAUGCUGGCGAGCCUUCUGCUCCUGGGCCUGUGUGUCCGGGCCUCCGCCGUGUUGGACGGCAGACUGGACGUCCACUGGGAGCUGUGGAAGAAGACUCACGGGAAGUCCUAUCCAGAAGAGGUGGAGGAUGUGCGCCGCCGGGAAUUGUGGGAGAAGAACCUGAUGCUCGUUACCACGCACAACCUGGAGGUCUCCAUGGGGCUUCACACCUACGACCUGAGUAUGAACUUCAUGGGAGACCUGACAACAGAGGAGAUCAUGCAGUCGUACGCCGCGCUCACUCUGCCUGCCCACAUCCAGAGGGCGCCAUCUCCUUUCGUGGGCACGUCAGGCGUAGAGGUUCCUGACACUGUGGACUGGAGACGCCAAGGCUUCGUCACCAGCGUCAAAAUGCAGGGUUCAUGUGGCUCCUGCUGGGCCUUCAGUGCUGCAGGGGCCCUCGAGGGCCAGUUGGCCAAGACCACAGGAAAGCUGGUGGACCUCAGCCCCCAGAACCUGGUGGACUGUUCUGGGAAAUACGGCAACAAAGGCUGCAACGGGGGCUACAUGAGCAUGGCCUUCCAGUACGUCAUCGACAACCAGGGCAUCGACUCAGAGGCCUCGUACCCGUACAGAGGACGGGAUCAGCAGUGCCGCUACAGCCCCUCCUACCGCGCCGCCAACUGCUCCAAGUACAGCGUCCUGCCUGAAGGCGACGAGGGCGCUCUGAAGCAGGCGCUCGCCACCAUCGGGCCAAUCUCCGUGGGCAUUGACGCCACGAGGCCCAAGUUUCCUUUAUACAAGAGCGGAGUGUACAACGACCCGGGCUGCUCCCAGCAUGUGAACCACGGGGUGUUGGCUGUGGGCUACGGUUCUGAGGGCGGGCAGGACUACUGGCUGGUGAAGAACAGCUGGGGAACGACUUUCGGAGAUCAGGGCUACAUCAAGAUGUCGCGCAACAAGAACGACCAGUGUGGCAUCGCCUCGUACUGCAGCUAUCCCACCAUGUAGCAGCACGGAGAGACAGAGAAAUCUUUAAUAAUCAAACUAAAUUUUCUGUUCUAUGCAAAUUUUUUAAUAUAAGGUUUUACAGUAAGAGCCACUAAUGGGAAAGUGUUUCUAAAAGUACCAGCACUAUUUGGUGUAUUCUAAACAUAAACAUAUCUCCAGGUGGAAUUUAAAAGUUUUCCUGUAAACACCUCGUCCCUGAAACUCACUGUCUUGUGUUUGUGUGAUUUUUAAAUCUGUAAUAAUGAAAUGUACGUACUCGCUGCAGAGGCUCAGACAGGUUUGGAUCCAUAUAUAGGUUUAGUCUCAGUAAACAUCACGUCUGUGCCUGCGGUCGAGGUGAAGAAGUGAUUUUGGCUCCAGCAGCUGUUAAACCUGCCAUAAAAGCCAGUGAAAGGAAACCAUUGACGUUGGAAAUUGGUGUGUUGGUCAGUUUAGCUUUUACAUGUUACCAGGGAUCGUCCGAAUCAAUACCGGUGUCUCUGGUAGAUAUCUGUGCACAUGUUGAUGUAGCAUGCACAAGCUGCCGAUCGGCAACUAUCGUGCACAGGAGAGAGUCUGGAUCGUUUCUUUGUUUGCUGCAGUGAACCUUUAAAAUGUUGCAGCUGUUCUGAGUCUUAAUGCUAAGCUAACUGGCUUUAAUUUCAUAUACUUUCUCCCUGCAACUAAUGACCAGGUUUCCUCCAAUGUUCAACUCCUGUAAAGAAAGACAGUAAAAUGGGUUUUGACAAUAAUUAAACUGGUGAAACAUUAA